Messenger RNA from Argentina anserina (silverweed cinquefoil), 805 nucleotides. Its product is annotated as VQ motif-containing protein 31. The record is from RefSeq and is a predicted model, not a curated record. The transcript has a single exon. NCBI's taxonomy places the organism in Eukaryota, Viridiplantae, Streptophyta, Magnoliopsida, Rosales, Rosaceae. The coding region runs from base 192 to 743 and encodes 183 amino acids.
UACCCAUCUGUUUCUUAGUUUCUUCCAUACUUCCCUUAUAUGCAUCUUGAUUAUCAUCACGUUCUCCUCCCUUGUUCAAUAACUAAGCAUCUUAUUGAUCAAUUUGAGAGGAGGCAUUCCUUAAUCGAUCGAUUCGAGGUCCGGCAUUCCUUGAUCGAUCGCUUUAAGGUCCAACAUUCCUCGAUUGAUCGAUGGAAAUGCUGGAAAUGGGAGGUAAUUGCAAACCCCUGAUUACAUUUGUUCAUGCAGACACCGGCACGUUUCGAGAAGUAGUGCAGCGAUUGACAGGAGCCGGACCUUAUCAAACUCAUACUCAUAAUGAAAAGAGUAAUCCAGCCACCAGCAUAAGCUCAAGGAAACCAACGGCGGCAUCAUCAAUGAGCAAACUUCAUGAGAGAAGGCAAUACAUCAAACCCAAGCUUGACAUCGUUAAACCUACCAUCAUCAAUAGCCAUUUCAAAUCAUCGAGUCCCUUGGUCAGCCCUUCUACGAUUUUCUCGAAACUCUCCAUAGCCGAACAAGAAAGCAGAGGAUCACCAGCAGCUGCAGCAAAGCCAACGGUUAGAGCAUAUGAACAUGAAGAUGAAAAUAGAAAUAGUCAUUUAGAAGAAGAGAAAGCCAUUCAAGAGAAGAAAUUUUACCUGCAUCCAUCACCACGCCGGGGAAGGUCGCCAAGGACACAACCAGAGCUGCUUACCUUGUUUCCUCUAACAUCCCCUAAAUCAGAACUUCAAAAUCCAUGAUUUCUUUCCCUGUUUCCGAAAUUAACUGUACAAUGAUGUAAACAUGGUUGCAAUCUCUCUUU